Molecule: messenger RNA, 2376 nt
Organism: Oreochromis niloticus (Nile tilapia)
Lineage: Eukaryota; Metazoa; Chordata; Actinopteri; Cichliformes; Cichlidae
Gene: spata4
Product: spermatogenesis associated 4
Exons: 6
Coding region: 165-956 (263 amino acids)
Biological process (GO): regulation of cytoskeleton organization
Cellular component (GO): axoneme
Molecular function (GO): microtubule binding
Source: RefSeq, a predicted model, not a curated record
ACCGACACGGUUUAGCACCACAGAGUGCUGUUGUCAUAGAAAUCUCAACAAAACAGGCCAGGAGCUCGUCAAUUAGCCCACCUUAAAACAAAGCAGGAGAGCUCGGCAUGAUUUAUGGAAGUGACUGGUAACAGCGAUAGAAAGGUCAGUGGUGUGUAGAUUUCAUGGCUCGGAGCAGCAUAUGUUUCGCAGAAUGUCCCAAGAAAACAGGACUACCAAGAGAAGUAGUCAAAUGGCUGCAAACUCUGGACUUGGCAUUUUAUCCCAAAAAUGUGCGCAGAGAUUUUUCCAGCGGCUACCUUGUGGCACAGAUAUUUUCUCAUUAUUACCCCCGAGACUUUUCAUUGCACUCAUACGACAGAGGAACAUCGCUUUCUGCCAAACAGUGGAACUGGAGCCAGAUAGAGCGGUCUUUAGAGAAGCGGAAUAUGUACUUGAAGAAGGAGGCCAUUGAGGGAACAAUCCAUUGUAAACCAGGAGCAGCUGAGCUGUUGGUGCUGGAAGUUUACACUAUUUUAACUAACGGGAGAGUCAGUGAUGUAGAGGGCCCAGAGCCAGACUUCACCGAUGAAGAAUACCAGAACCUACUUCCCAGCCUGGCUCGCUCCACAGCUUCAAAAGCCAUCAAGAACAACCUGACAGGAACAGAAAUCAAGGCUGUGCCUGAUAUAAGCACAAACCAGAGGAAGGCAGAAAACAUCCUCCGCAGGCACCUCGAGCACAAAGCUGCAGAGAGAAUUCUGAACCCUGGACGUUUUAAAGUGAAGCCUAAGCGAAGCCAGCCAGCUCCCCACAAUCUUGUGCCACCAAGCCAGAUGGAUAAGUGCUCUGACACCUGUUCACCUGAAGGCAAUACCUUAAAGCUGUGGUCUUCACCAACAUGGAGCAGAGCUUCUGUUUCCUUUAAGGAGAUAAAGGUCCGUCAGCCAGCCAAACAUUCAUUGGUUAAUUAUUAAAGAUACCGAUUGAAUAACUGCGCUGUCACUGUUUUAUGUGUGAAAUGAUGAACUCAUUUAUUUUCAGUUAUUCAAAACAAAGUCCUUCUCAAACUAUUAUACCUCACCAGUAUUUACCUGACUGUAAUUUGAUGUGAUUUGAUUUGGAUGAUGCAUGACGUAAUUUCUUGUUAUCGCUUAUAUAAUGGUAAAAGGUCUCUACCAUGAUAUAUGCUGUGUCUGUUUCUGCCAGUAGGCGGCAGCAUUACAUCAUACCAUUAUUUCUCAAUGGCCCGUGCAGAGGAGCUGAAGGUGUACCAUUUGCAUUUUAUAAAUUUAUACAGUGGUUAUACUGAGCUGCCUUACUGUUCACCAUUGUGUUUCACCAGCAUGAGAAGUGUUAUUUUAAAAAUAACAGUUGAUAAUGAAUAUUAGAUAUUACUGAAUAUUCACAUAUUACUAAAUUUUCAUCUAUGCUCCUCAGUCAUCACAGAGCCUCGCUGUCUCUCAAUCAGUCUCUCAUUUUGGGAGAAACCUGAAAAAUGCUGAUAAAAUCUACUCUAUGAAGAUAUUAGCAGAUUCCUUAAUUGGUUUGCUAAACACCCAGUCAUUGUGGCAGGCAGACAUGAAAGCUUUUCCCUUUCAUUUAAAAAAAAAAAAAAAUGCUCUUGGUUACAAAGCAUGUUUCAGCAUUUUUAUGGACCGGAGAUUUAUAUUUUAGAAAUACAAUGAGCUGAAUCACUGUUUUUUUUUUUUCUUUUUUUAAACUGCUGUUAACUAAAGACCAAAGAUUCUUUGGUCUUUUUUUCUCAAUGUCAAAAAAACUGUGCCCAUAGCAACACAAGUUGAAUGUGCUGACACAUCUUCAUUUAGAGCUGCAACAAAACAAGCUGAACAGUCAUGAUUGUGCCUAGAAAAUAAACACCAUAUGUUCAGUGUAAUGACUGUAUGUACCAGUAUUCCUUGCUAAAGAGUUAUGCAAAAACUUGUCUAAAAGAACACACUACUACUAUGCUAAUGACUUAAUAUUUCUACUAUGACAUGCACAUUCCUAUAUUUUCAGUCAUAAAUUAUCAUUUUGCUCAGGGAUCUGCCAACAACGUCAUGCCAAAUUCAUUAACUUAAUGUCAUGGAUAAUGAUUUUAAUAGUUGAGCUUAAAUUGGAGAUAGAAUAAUAUAAUGUGAAAUGUUUUCUCCACCCACCCAAUAUUAAAUUUCCUAUCAUAUUAAUAACUGGUGUUUCAUUCUAUACUUUUUCCCUUUUAAAUUAGCUCCUUUAUUUUGUGCACGUUAUUGAGCUGUUUUGGUUUGUCAUAUUACAUUUUGUUGAGCUAUUCUGUUUUAUUUAAGCUGUUUUGUUAUCAGCUUCCUUGAGUGUUUUUAUCUGCUAUAACUCAAGGAUUUCCAACCCUUGGGAUGAAUAAAGCUAAACUUAUGCUCA